Molecule: messenger RNA, 1219 nt
Organism: Brassica oleracea var. oleracea
Lineage: Eukaryota; Viridiplantae; Streptophyta; Magnoliopsida; Brassicales; Brassicaceae
Exons: 1
Coding region: 1-1065 (354 amino acids)
Source: RefSeq, a predicted model, not a curated record
AUGGACGACGAGAGCCAAACAGGUAACUUGAGGAGAAGAGCUCGACAGGUCAACGGGGAAGACGUCGACCGGCCAACGAAUAGACGUCGUCAAAAUGAACUUCAAACCGACGGCGUACAAGCUGGUGAUCACGUCGAACCCCUUCCCCUUGAACUAAGCUUGGGCUCAACAUCACACUCCUCUCAGAUCCCGCCUAUGACCACGUCGUCGCUUCCUCUAGCACCACCAUCACCUUUUGCUCUUCCUCUGACGGCGUCGUCGCUUCCUCUAGCACCAGCAUCGCCUUUUGCUCCGCCUAUGACGACGUGGCAGACACCUGGUUCUAUAGCGCAGUACUUUGCUUCGUCACAGUCUCAUUAUAUGACGUAUCCGCCCUAUUUGAGCAAUUCUAUCUACCAGAUAAGACCGUCAACACCGAUGCAGCCACCGUUCGGACAGUCGUUUAACGUCUUCCCAUCGUCAUCUUUCACCUCUCCGACAAGACCAGUCAUGAGACCAGCAGCUUCCGGGGCUGUGUCACGUCGUAGCUACAGAUCGCAGUCCAGCGUUAACCGUAAAGACGAUACGAUCCCGCCGCCGUUUCCAUGGGCGACGAAUAAACGAGGGUGGAUACAAAGCUUAGAGAAUCUCGCGUCGAAACAGAUCACCACCAUCACCGGAGAGGUGCAAUGCAAACACUGCGAGAAAGUGUAUCAGGUGAGUUACAACCUGAGGGAGAAGUUCUCGGAGGUUGAGAAUAUUUUCGUAAUGGGCAAAUGGAUUAUGAGAGAACGUGCUCCUGCGAUAUGGACAAAUCCAGAACCGGCGAGAUGCGAUCUCUGUGGCCGUGACAAGGCGGUGAAGCCGGUGAUAGCUGAACGGAAGUGUCAGAUUAAUUGGUUGUUUUUGCUUUUGGGACAAACGUUAGGUUUUUGUACGUUGGAGCAGCUCAAGAAUUUUUGUAAGCAUUCAAAGAGUCACCGGACCGGAGCUAAGAACCGUGUGCUUUAUUUGACGUACCUUGGUCUUUGCAAGAUGCUCGAGCCUAACCGUGAGCUCUUUCAACGUGAAACCGCUAGGCGGUGAGUAAGAUCGUUUGAAGAUCUUAUCAAACAAAAAAAGAUCGUUUGAAGAUAUUUGCUAGGGGUUUUAGAUGAUUUGGAUGGUUGCAUUUAGGUGGGUUUUAUUUGAAUAAUUGGGGUGAAAAAAAUGCAUAUGUUCUUCUAAUCCCUUUUGUCGU